AUGGCGGCGCGCUUCCGCGCCAUCCUGCAGGCGGUCAAGGUGGUGCAAGGCCUCACGCGAGCGCUUCGAGAGAUGAAACCUCGUGCGAGGAGCAGCGUCUCACGCAAUGCGCCAUCGAGCGCCGAGCUCGAGGCGGCGCUGGAGUUUUCGGACUCUUCGGAUGCCGGCGUGCCGAAGCUGGAUCCGGACGUCGUCCGCCGGUGGGAGCACCAGGGGGAGGUUGCCACGUGGCACCGCGAGCGCCGGCGUUUCUCGCUGAGGGUGGUAACGUUCGCGUACGUCAUGAUAGCAACUACGUCGCUCGCGCAGUACUGGGCGAUGCGGCACAGAAGGAAGAGGAUGCAACAAUUGGCCAACGCAGAGCUUCCUCCCGACGGCGAAAUGACCUGA
Klebsormidium nitens is the source of this 390-nucleotide messenger RNA. The record is from the annotation of a GenBank genome assembly. NCBI's taxonomy places the organism in Eukaryota, Viridiplantae, Streptophyta, Klebsormidiophyceae, Klebsormidiales, Klebsormidiaceae.